AUCCCCGCAGUGUCCCCGGUGCCGGUGCCCGGCGGAGCGGGGAGAGCCGGGGCGCUGCGCGGUGCCGCUGCCGGGCGCUCCGAGGGGCGAUUAAAGCCCGGGGUUUGGGGACAGGAGCCUGGAGCUCGGUGUCCGGCAGCAGCCGCAGCUGAUGGGUUGUGCCGGUGGCGAAUGGACCGAUGGAGGGAGGAAAAGGGCCGGGGGGUGUCGAGCUCCGGGCACAUCCAAGGGAGCGGGUCUCGGGAGGUGUUUUCCCCGCGGUGCGCUGCCGUGGUUUUAUGGAAUGCGGGUGAAGCGGGGUUCGGUGGUCAUUUCCACCCAUGCCAGGUAAAAGCAGGUUSCUCCGGCCGUGGAGCAGGUGAGGAACAAGUUCGGUGGGGCUCCUGCAGAACAGGAACCGGCUCUCGGCUGCCCACGGAGMGCGGCGUUGCUGGCGGUGUUUGCUCCUGGGGAACUGCGCAUCGAGAGUUUCUUAUCAGUUUCUUAUCAGARGCGAGAGGAGGAAGUGGCUCCUCCUGCCAGCCCAGCGCGGUGUUUUCUGGCCCGGGGCUGCCACUCAGCAGGCAGGGCAGGAUUGGGAUCGAUCCCUGCCCAGCCUGGGUGUGCCUCCCGUUCUGAUGCGCUGGGAAGGAGCCACCUCUGCUGGGGUUUUCCGGGAAAGGGAGCCCGCCUGUCUGAUGCCGCAUUGGAGGCGGGCAGCGCCGCUAUGGAGCGCAGGGAUGGAGGCCACGCUCUGGAUCCACACGUGCCUUUGGCUCAGCGCUGCCUGGAUCCCCCUGGCCUCGCCAGCCGRGCCAGCCUGCAGUGGUCACUGCGCUCCGGACACUGAGGGCCACCACAACAAGCUGACGUGGGCGGUCAGCCUGGAUGCACCCGAGGAGGAGCUGGAGCAGCGGGCAGAGGAGCUGGCCAGGACUGCGGGGUUGGUGAACAUGGGCCGUGUCGGGGAGCUCAAGGGCCAUUACCUGUUUGCCUACCAGCCCGAUGGCCACGCGGCUCCUGRGCACGAAGCAAUAAGGAGGUCGGUGGACACUUUGUUUGCACAGCACGACAGCGUGCGGUGGCACUCGGAACAGAAGCUUCUGAAGCGCUCCAAGCGCAGCCUGCACUUUAACGAUCCCAAAUACCCCCAGCAAUGGCACCUGAACAACCGCAAGAGCCCCGGGAAGGACAUCAACGUCACGGGCGUGUGGGAGCGGAACGUGACGGGGCGCGGGGUGACGGUGGUGGUGGUGGAUGACGGCGUGGAGCACACCAUCAAGGACAUCCAGCCAAACUACAGCCCAGAGGGCAGCUAUGACUUGAACUCCAACGACCCUGACCCCAUGCCUCACCCCGACGAGGAGAACGGGAACCACCACGGCACCCGCUGCGCCGGGGAGAUCGCGGCCGUGCCCAACAACAGCUUCUGCACGGUGGGCGUCGCCUACGGCAGCCGCAUCGCGGGCAUCCGAGUGCUGGACGGGCCCCUGACGGACAGCAUGGAGGCCAUYGCCUUCAACAAGCACUAUCAGAUCAACGACAUCUACAGCUGCAGCUGGGGUCCCGAUGACGAUGGGAAGACCGUGGAUGGCCCCCACCAACUGGGAAAGGCUGCCCUGCAGCACGGGGUGAUCGCGGGCCGGCGCGGCUUCGGGAGCAUCUUCGUGGUGGCCAGUGGCAACGGGGGACAGCACAGUGACAACUGCAACUACGAUGGAUACGCCAACUCCAUCUACACUGUCACCAUAGGAGCAGUGGAUGAGACGGGCUCCAUGCCCUUCUACGCCGAGGAGUGUGCCUCCAUGCUGGCCGUGACCUUCAGCGGCGGGGACAAGAUGAUGAGGAGCAUUGUGACAACAGACUGGGACCUGCAGAAGGGCACRGGCUGCACGGAGGGGCACACAGGGACAUCAGCAGCCGCUCCCCUGGCCGCAGGAAUGAUCGCUCUGAUGCUGCAGGUGCGGCCGUGCCUCACCUGGCGCGACGUGCAGCACCUCAUUGUCUUCACUGCCACCAAGUACGAGGACAGACACGCCAGRUGGGACACGAACCAGGCUGGCUUCAGCCACAGCCACCAGAUGGGAGAGCCUGGACACCUGCCUUGUGCUCCCAUGGGCAGCAGGGAAGAGGCAGAGACAGCUCAUGUGUCCUGUAAAGUGUCCCCACAGCCCAUAGGGGCUGGCUGCGAGUGGAGGCUCCACCUCUGCCCCCAGCCCUGCCAAACCCCCUUCCCUUUGGCAGUCACCCCUGCCGACCUGSGGCUGUCCGGCAUGAGGACCCUGGAGCACGUGGCAGUCACGGUGACCAUAACCCACCCCCGCCGUGGCAACCUGGARAUCCGGCUCUUCUGCCCCAGCGGGAUGAUGUCCCUGAUCGGGACCACNNCAUCCCCUGGCAGGGACCCCAAUGGCUUCGCUGACUGGACCUUCUCCACGGUGCGCUGCUGGGGCGAGGAGGCUCAGGGCACCUACAGGCUGCUCAUCAGGGACAUYGGRGAUGAGAGCCUGCGGCCCGGCACCUUGAGGCAGUGGCAGCUGACCCUGUACGGCUCCUCGUGGUCCCCAGCGGAGAUGAAGGAGCGGCAGAGGCUGCUGGAGGAAGCCAUGAGUGGGCAGUACCUGAGCGGCGAUUUCUCGCUGCCCUGUCCCCCAGGGCUGGACAUCCCCGAGGAGCAGCACUACACCAUCACAGCCAACACCCUCAAGACCCUGCUGCUGCUGGGGUGCUUUGCCGUGUUCUGGACUUUCUACUACAUGCUGGAGGUGUGCCUGACGAGGAACGAGGUGGGGCUGGACGUGGCGUGCUCCGGCYCCAGCAGCUGCCGCUGGUACCCCCAGGGAGGGAAGCACCGGGCACUGGAGAACGGCCUGGAGAUGGAAUCGGUGCCUCUGUACCGGGAGAAGGACGUGGAGGAGGCUGAGAUGGAGUGUGAGCACCUGGAGCCUGUCCGGGAUGGGGAGGAGGGGUCCUGGACCCCYGCCCACCCCAAACCCCUCAGCAAUGGCAGAGCUGUGAGCUUCCAUGAGGCAGCACCCACUGGAAAAGGGUACCUGGGCCGGGAGGCAUCGAYGGAGCUCCUCGGGGAGGACAGGGAGCUGCAGCCCUGCUGACCAUAGCUGGACUGGGCUGGGCUGGGCCCUCCCUCGGUACGACCACGGGCAGCAGGAACUCAUUUUGAGCCCCUGGGACCAUUGCCACCGUGAGACCAUGGGCAGCACGGACUCACUGAGCCCCUGGGGAUCAUUGCC
Malurus melanocephalus (red-backed fairy wren) is the source of this 3230-nucleotide messenger RNA. It is a transcript of the gene PCSK7, whose product is annotated as proprotein convertase subtilisin/kexin type 7. The record is from RefSeq and is a predicted model, not a curated record. Lineage: Eukaryota; Metazoa; Chordata; Aves; Passeriformes; Maluridae. Gene Ontology annotation, cellular component: trans-Golgi network; Golgi membrane. Bases 618 to 3092 code for a protein of 824 amino acids. Gene Ontology annotation, molecular function: serine-type endopeptidase activity. Gene Ontology annotation, biological process: protein processing. The transcript has 15 exons.